AUGCACCCGAAGAAGCGUUUCUGCAUCAACAUCUUGAACGGUAACCAUCGAAGGGCCCAGUUCAAGACACGCAGAUCCAAGAUUGGUCGUAACCCUUGCCUUUCUCGGCAGACACAACGCCGCGUGACCUUUCACCUUCCGGACGGCUCUCAGGAGAGCUGCAGUGACAGCGGGCUUGGAGAGCAGGAGCCCAAUAGCGGUGCCAGCACCACCCAGCCUCUGCCCUUGGGCUUCCCUCAGGAAGAGUACUAUGAACAGACCUCACCGAACAGCCGCACUGAGGGUGACGGCAACUCUGACCCCGAGUCCACUAUUGAAGUGAACCUGCAGAAAGCUCUCGCCGAGGCCUCGGAGACCUGUACCCAGGAAUGUCUGAUCCUGGGUCAUUCUGACAGUUGCUGGAUGCCGCCACCGCUGACCCAAUUCCAUACGUCCGGUGCCGCCACUCUGCCCUCCUUUGGUUUUCAACAAAGCUGGGCGCGGGGGACCAAGCCAGAUGGGCGUCACACCCUUGGCAGGUCAGUGCCCAAAGUUGAUCUGGACAAAGGGAGCAACCGGCCCCAAUUCUACAACACACUUGAGAGACACUGCAGCAAGAAAGAGGAUCCCAUCAAGGUCAUCCCUCUAGCCAGCUUUUCCGCCACGUCCAGCCCGCAGAUGUCUAUGAGCGGAGGCUCUUCUGCCUUCCUGCACGAGCAUCAGCUGUAGAAGUGAGGGUAGGCCUCAGAGCACUGCAUAAUGAGAGUGAUUGAAAUGGAAAAGCUGACGGGUUCUGAUCGUUAUUAGCAUGUGUCAAAUGUUUCAUGACACAGGAUGUUUCUAAACUCAGCAGAAGGGGAAGUUAAAGCAAAGGACGGUAGCUUUCGAUAUCCUCUGUAAAACUGAAACAUGUACAGCAGACAAAUGGUAGAUAUAGACCAAAGUAGCUCCUCAAGUGAAAAAAAAAAAAAUGGUGUGAAAUGUGUCUUAGUGACAGAUUAGUGGCAAAUGAAUUAAGCUUUAUUGUUGAUCAAAAGGGACAAGAUUUUUAUUUCAUUCUUUUGUGCGCCUCUUGAAUGCAACUUAACAAAUUACUUUUAAGUCUGUGCUGGUGGAAGAAAUCAUUGCAUACGUUUACAUGCACACUGAA
This is a messenger RNA of Sinocyclocheilus rhinocerous, 1129 nucleotides long. RefSeq names its product protocadherin-9-like. The coding region runs from base 1 to 708 and encodes 235 amino acids. The record is from RefSeq and is a predicted model, not a curated record. The transcript is spliced from 3 exons. NCBI's taxonomy places the organism in Eukaryota, Metazoa, Chordata, Actinopteri, Cypriniformes, Cyprinidae.